GGGCGGGCUGAGUGCGGCGGCCACUCCUGGCCGAGGGACGAUUGCAUACCGUGGAAGUUCCGGCCGAGGGGGCGGCCCGCCGGAUCGAGGUGCGCCCAGGCAGGACCUCGGGAGGUUUCCGCCGAGGUCGCUUGGGCAGGGCCGGCGGUGCGGAGAUUUCAGGGGGAUCUGCCUGGCUAAGGGUCGGCCCGGACCGGCCUGGGGGCGUGGGAGAAGCGGCGAGCUGUGUCUGCAGUCCUGGGCGGCCAGAGUUCGCGGGCCCAGGGGUCAGCGAGGACUUGGCAGGCCUACCCCGUAGGCUGGGGACGAAGGGGUGGAAAGGUCAGCAGACUGGCUGUGCCCUCAGUAGCUCAGGCCCACCCGCACCCACCUCUACCCCCCCACACACACACACACACGUUCUCUGGCCCUGUGGGCCUUGUCGGAUGGGGGACCGCACAGCCUGUCCCAGGUGAGGCUCGACACCUGCUGGGCCCGGGAAGCUGGCCCGCUGGGACCUGCCUGCUUGCACUACUCAGCUCUCAGCCGCACCUGGGCCCUGGGUCUGCCAAUUUGGGGACUUUCCGUGUAACUCUGGGCAGUCGGGCAUGCUUUGGGUCGUGAUGCAGAAUGCCCAGCCUCUGACCAGCAACUUAUGUGAGCGACUUCACUCAUGGCUCCAGGAGGCCACUCCAGGAACUCAUUAAUGCCGUCCGUCACCUGUCCACCCUUCACAUCCCUUGGGCAAUAGAAGUUAAUGGAGUGACUUCAUGCCACUGAAUGGGUCUACGUGUGGGUCCACUCCCUCUGACGGUGAGCUGAGGGAGGCCCAGGCCAGCGCAGCCCCUCAGGUCCUGAGUCUUCUUCCUUCAGAUCCUGUUUCCCAGGAUGGCAUCUGCACUCAGGCCUCCAGCUCCCCAGUGGGCAUGGCCCCGGGGCAGCGCCCACCUGUUGUUGCAGGAGGCAGUGUCGCUGACCUUCCAGGACGUGGCCGUGUACUUCUCUCGUGAGGAGGGUCAGCAGUUGGGCCCCGACCAGCGGGCACUGUACAGGGACGUGAUGCUGGAAAACUACAGGCACGUGGCCUCGCUGGGACUCCCUUUCCCUAAGCCAGAGCUGAUCUCCCAGCUGGAACAAGGUGAAGAGCUUUGGGUCCUGGGUCUCAUGGGAGCUGAGGAGCCUGAGGCCUUGAGUAGCUGCAGGACAGGUUCUGAGAUUAGGACUGAAAAGGAACUAUCUACUGUAAGCCAGACAUGUUCUGAAGAAGUAAAAACCCUAGAGUUGAUAUCAAGAAGAUUCUCGAGGCAUACUCCACAAAUCUCUGAGUUGCAGGAAGCUUGGGACCAUGAGAAUAAACAAGGACACCUGGGAAAUUCUGCUGGGCAGAGUUUGAAGAAACUCCAUCCUCACAAGACAGUUUUUAGGAAAGAAACUGCCACGUGUAGGGAAAGACCUCCAGGAAAAACAACCCAGGAGUGUGGUGCAUUUGAUGGGAACUUGAAUCUGAACCAAAAUGUUGUUAGACUUCAAAGAAAUAAAACAGGAGAGAGAGCCUUUAAAUGUGAUAUAUGCAGCAAAACCUUCAAAUACAGCUCAGACCUAAGUAGACAUCACAAAAGUCACAAUGGGGCAAAGCCUUAUGAGUGUGAUCAAUGUGGGCGAGCCUUUACUCACAGCUCAAGCCUUAUUCUGCACCAUCGCGUUCACACUGGAAUUAAACCAUUUAAAUGUAAUGAAUGUGGGAAGACUUUUGGUCUCAACUCCUACCUCCUUCUCCAUCAGAGAAUUCAUACUGGAGAAAAACCUUUUGGGUGUAGUGAAUGUGGGAAGGCUUUCAGUCGAAGCUCCACUCUUAUUCAACAUCGUAUCAUUCACACAGGAGAGAAACGUUACAAGUGUAAUGAAUGUGGAAAAGCCUUCAGCCAGAGCCCACAGUUAACACAGCAUCAGAGGAUCCACACUGGCGAGAGACCCCACGCAUGUGACCAGUGCGGGAAGGCCUUCAGUCGAAGCUCCAGCCUCAUUCAGCAUCACAGGAUCCACACUGGGGAGAAGCCCCACGUGUGUAACGUGUGUGGGAAGGCCUUCCGUCAGAGCUCCAGCCUUUUCCUCCAUCACAGGGUUCACACUGGGGAGAAGCCCUAUGUUUGUCAUGCGUGUGGAAGAGCAUUCGGUUUUAACUCUCACCUCACUGAGCACGUGAGGAUUCACACUGGGGAGAAGCCCUAUGUUUGUCAUGCGUGCGGCAGAGCCUUUAGCCGGAGCUCAACUCUUGUUCAGCAUCGCAGAGUUCACACUGGGGAGAAACCUUAUCAGUGUAUUGAAUGUGGAAAAGCCUUCAGCCAGAGCUCACAACUCACCCUACACCAGAGAGUUCACACUGGCGAAAAGCCCUACGAAUGUGGAGACUGUGGGAAGGCUUUCAGCCGGAGGUCAGCCCUCACUCAGCAUCAGAGGAUCCACACUGGCGAGAGCCCUCGUGCAUGCAGAAAGUGUGGUCCAGCCUUUGUUCACGGCUCCAGCCUUAGGCCACAUGGACAGAUUCACACCGGAGAGAACCACUCUGUGUGUGAUGUACACAGCAGAGCCCUCAGCCAUGGCACAAACCUUGUUCUACAUUGGACAAUUCACAAACGCUUUGUGUUUUCACAAUCAUUUGGUGUGUAGCCUUUUGAACUAGCUUCUUUCACUUAACAUACUGGUGAUUCAUCUGUGACGUUGCAUGUCCUAAUAGUUCCUUCCUUUUUACUGCUGACCGGCACCCCGUUAUAUGGAUGUGGCAGUUUGUUUAUCCGUUCUCCCCCGAAAGGUAUUUGGGUUGCCUCAUCUGGGGCAAGGAUGAGUAAAGCUGCUGUAAGCAUU
This is a messenger RNA of Hipposideros armiger (great roundleaf bat), 2841 nucleotides long. It is a transcript of the gene ZNF251, whose product is annotated as zinc finger protein 251. Gene Ontology annotation, molecular function: DNA-binding transcription factor activity, RNA polymerase II-specific; RNA polymerase II cis-regulatory region sequence-specific DNA binding. Bases 868 to 2646 code for a protein of 592 amino acids. Gene Ontology annotation, biological process: regulation of DNA-templated transcription. The record is from RefSeq and is a predicted model, not a curated record. NCBI's taxonomy places the organism in Eukaryota, Metazoa, Chordata, Mammalia, Chiroptera, Hipposideridae. The transcript has 4 exons.